AGAAUGAAUAACACAUCUCGUCCUCGUGUCAAUUUUGACUUUGGACACAGAUUCCUGCCUCCUGUUUUCAUCUCAGUAUUCAUCGUUGGUCUGGUGGCUAAUGGAUGGGGAUUGAAGUCUUUGCUGCAGAAAUGGAGGAAACUAAAGAUCAUCAAUGUUUUUGUUCUCAAUCUUGGUCUUGCAGAUAUUUUGUACCUGCUCACACUCCCAUUUCUGAUGGUGUACCAUUUUAUGGGGAGUAAAUGGAUCUUUGGAGUCACAUUCUGCAAGAUAACAAGAUUCUGCUUCAACCUGAAUUUAUAUGGCAGCAUUGGGUUCCUUACUUGUAUAAGUGUGUACAGGUACCUGGCCAUUGUCCAUCCAGUGAGAGUGAUGGGAAGAUUAACUGUGACCCAUUCUGUGGCUAUCUCAAUCAUGGUUUGGCUGCUGGUGAGCAUUCAAUGUCUCCCUGACAUGUUUUACACCAAGACAUAUGGAAACAGGCCUGGGAAAUGCUAUGAUACCACCCAUAAGACAUACGUUGAGGAUUACCUGAAAUACAGCUUCGGAUGGACACUCACUGGAUUUUGCCUCCCCUUACUCAUCACACUGGGUUGCUAUGGACACAUAGCUAUAGUUUUAUGGACUAGAAAGAGAAUUGACAAGGUACAGAAACAGAGAGGUUUGAAGUUGUUGCUCAUCUUAAUUCUUCUCUUCUCUGUUUGUUACAUCCCCUAUCAUGUAUUCAAGAACCUCAACCUCUGGUCAAGAGUUUUACUAAAACGGCAGAUAUUCUAUAAAUGGUCUAAUACAAUCUACAUUGCUCAUCAGAUAAGUCGUGCACUUGUGUGUCUGAACAGUGUUCUUAACCCUCUGGUUUACCUCCAUGGAAAUGAAGAUAUUCCUGCUCAGCUUAGACAGCUGCUCCAGAGAGCUUGUCCAAUGUUCAGCCGUUCGCCUCCAAGAAACUCUGUUAAUGUGUCGAUGACGGAAAUGACCGAAUUCAAUCAGAGUUUUAUACAUGAAAAAUAG
Messenger RNA from Scomber japonicus (chub mackerel), 1011 nucleotides. Its product is annotated as P2Y purinoceptor 1-like. Bases 4 to 1011 code for a protein of 335 amino acids. Gene Ontology annotation, cellular component: membrane. Gene Ontology annotation, molecular function: neuropeptide receptor activity. The transcript has a single exon. The record is from RefSeq and is a predicted model, not a curated record. NCBI's taxonomy places the organism in Eukaryota, Metazoa, Chordata, Actinopteri, Scombriformes, Scombridae. Gene Ontology annotation, biological process: G protein-coupled receptor signaling pathway.